Oncorhynchus gorbuscha (pink salmon) is the source of this 2373-nucleotide messenger RNA. Its product is annotated as inactive ubiquitin carboxyl-terminal hydrolase 54-like. The record is from RefSeq and is a predicted model, not a curated record. Gene Ontology annotation, biological process: protein deubiquitination. Gene Ontology annotation, molecular function: cysteine-type deubiquitinase activity. NCBI's taxonomy places the organism in Eukaryota, Metazoa, Chordata, Actinopteri, Salmoniformes, Salmonidae. The coding region runs from base 181 to 2373 and encodes 730 amino acids. The transcript is spliced from 16 exons.
CAGAAGUACAGAACUGUGGAAGGACUGAAGACACCUGCCUGGCAAGACUUACCAGAAAGAGACCAAAGCUCUCCAUCGCUCUGUCUACCGAUUCUCUUUGUUUGUCAUUCUCUCUCUAAUGGGAGUAACUUGCUCCAUCUCAUUCCCCUCCCUGGUGAUGGGAGCGCCCGGCAGGAUGUGAUGUCGUGGAAGAGGAACUACUUUGCGUCGGGCGGUGGCAGCGGAGAUGCUGGUGGAGGGCUACAGGGACUGAUCACGACCCCUCGGACUAUGGCCUCCUUCGCCCCGAGUAAAGGCCUUAGCAACGAACCUGGACAGAACAGCUGCUUCCUAAACAGUGCUCUGCAGGUCCUGUGGCAUCUGGAUAUCUUCCGUAGAAGUUUCCGCCAGCUGACCACCCACAAGUGUAUGGAAGACUCCUGUAUCUUCUGUGCCCUCAAGAGUAUAUUUGCCCAGUUCCAGUUCAGCAGUGAGCGUGUGUUACCGUCCGACAUGUUGCGGAGCGCACUAGCCAAGACCUUCCAGGACGAACAACGCUUCCAGCUGGGGAUCAUGGACGACGCAGCAGAAUGCUUUGAGAACCUGCUGAUGCGUAUCCAUUUCCACAUCAGCGCCGAGACCAGAGAGGACAUCUGUACGUCUAAACACUGUAUACCACACCAGAAGUUUGCCAUGACGCUGUUCGAACAGUGUGUGUGCAGUAGUUGUGGAGCCUCGUCGGACCCCCUUCCCUUCAUUCAGAUGGUUCACUACAUCUCUACCACGUCCCUCUGUAACCAGGCGGUGAGGAUGUUAGAGUGUAGAGAGAAGCCCACCCCCAACAUGUUUGGAGAGCUGCUCCGCAACGCCAGCAACAUGGGGGACCUACGCAACUGCCCGAGUAACUGUGGGGAGGUGUUGCGUAUCCGCCGUGUGUUGAUGAACUCUCCAGAGAUAGUGUCCAUCGGCCUGGUCUGGGACUCAGACCACUCUGACCUGGCUGAGGAUGUCAUUCACAGCCUGGGCACCUGUCUACACCUGGGGGAUUUGUUCUACCGUGUGACAGAGGAGAGAGCUCGUCAGGCUGAGCUGUACCUGGUUGGUAUGGUGUGUUACUAUGGCAAACACUACUCCACAUUCUUCUUCCAGACUAAGAUACGUAGGUGGAUGUACUUCGACGACGCUCAUGUCAAAGAGAUCGGUCCUAAGUGGAAGGACGUGGUGGCACGCUGUAUAAAAGGUCACUACCAGCCUCUAUUGCUGCUCUAUGCUGACCCCCGGGGGACGCCGGUGGUAUCGCAGGACAUCUCCUCCCUGUCUAACCCCCAGCUGGACCUGCUGCACUGCAACAAGGCAGGAUAUGAGAGCGAGGACUCUGGACGGGAGCCCUCCAUAUGCAGUGAUACCCGUACAGAUUCCUCUGACAGCUCCAGCCACCGAGACUCUCGAAGUCGCCCUCUCCGCCAGUCAACAGGCAGCCACCUGUCCAACAAAACGCAGACCAUCGUUGUCGUGCUGGGCUAUAACCAAAGCCUGCACACAUUCUAUAGUCCCCUAGGAUCAGAGUCUGAGAACCAGUGGGCGUCCCCCUAUCCCGUCUCCUCCUCCUGCUCUUCCUCCCGUCCCAUGUCCUCUUCCUCCUCCUCGGGGAUAGGGGGGUCUGUACUGGGAUCUGAGGCAGGGGCCGUGGGGCCACACUGGGAGGAUGAGAGCACCAGCAGUGAGUCCAAGUCUAGUUCCCCUGGGGGUCCAAGUUACCGGCCGGCCUGGAGGCCACGGAGGGAAGCCCUGAACAUCGACAGCACCUUCACCUGCCAGAGAGGCUCACCGCUGGGCUACAGCACCCUGCCUGGGCCCCCUCUACCCUCUGAGUUUCAACAGGGGGCAAGAGAGAGGGCCGUGGGUGUAGGUGGUCUGGGGGGAGAUACGGAGGGGGUGGCAGGGAUGCCUGGGUUGCCAGGCAACGGCGCGGACUGCCCCCCUCCUCCCCCGUUGAGAGGGGCGGAGUCUCAGCCUCGUUUGAUCCAGAGGAUGGAAAGUGGUUAUGAGAGCAGCCCUGACAGGGUGGUAGGUCAGAAGCGUGUGUUGAUGUCUGGUCCAUCGUGGCGCACGGUGCCCAAGUCUAAGAGCACCAGUGCCAUCCUGCAGGAGCUGCCAGCACCUCACUGGGGCUGCAACAACAGCCUGGGCGCUGGCCGUAGCGAGCUGGAUGAGCUUCAGGAGGAGGUGGUGAGGAGAGCGAGGCAGCAGGAGCAGCAGAGGAGGAAGGAGUCGGAGAGAGAAGCUGCCGUGGGAUUCAACCCCAGACCCACCAAAUACAUGGACUUAGACCAGCUACAACACCAAGGUGACGACGGGGAGGUGAACAGUCUGGCCCGCUCCAAGUACUGCUGA